AUGAUUUUCGAGCUUCUAGCCGGCGCUGCGGUCGCCUGGGUGGCGUGGAGUCUCGUGUGCCUCGAGAUCAACGUGCGCAAGGGCCGGGCCAUCAAUGUGCCCGUGAAGCGGCUCCCCAUCGAUCCGUACAACAUCGCGUGGCUCAUAUUCCAGGACUUUCUGUGGAUGGUGAUCGGCCGGCUGCCCAUCGAGUGGUCUUCGUUGCCCGACGCCGUCCGCUUCUCGCGCCGCGGCUGGCAGUUCCACGAAAAGGCCAACAUGCACGUGCGCCUCGGCCCCGUCUUCGCCCUCGCCACCCCCAGGGUCCUGUUCCUGCUCGUUGCCGACCCGGAAGCCGCCGAGGACAUCUUUGCGCGGCGUAGGGACUUUCUCCGCCCCGUCGCCGACUACAAAAUCCUCGAGGUGUACGGCCCGUCCGUCUCGACGGCCGGCUCGCACGACUGGGCGCGCCACCGCAAGGUCCUCUCGGCGCCCUUCAGCGAGAGCUCCAUGCCGUUUGUGUGGGGGGAGUCGCUGCGGCAGGGCCGGGCUACGCUGCAGUCGUGGACGCGCGCGUCUGCGGCCGGCGUGCCCAGCAUCCAGAAGGACACGCGCACGCUGUCGCUCAACGUGCUGGCGUCGAUCGGCAUGCGCAGGUCGUUCCCGUUCCACGGCUCCGCCGACCCGCCGCAGGCCGCCAGCGAGGCCAACAACUACCGCGACUCGCUGCAGACGGUCCUCGACAACAUCAUCCUGCUGCUCAUGGUCCCCUACCGCUUCCUGACCCACCCCGCCAUGCCCAGGAGCUGGACUCGCAUCGGCCACGCCGGCGCCGCCUUCAGGGCCCACCUGCAGCACAUGGUCGACGCCGAGACCCAAGCCCGCAGCCAAGGCUGGCCCGGGUCCGGCGGCCUCGUCACGGGGCUCGUGCAGGCCCUCGAAGUCCACCAGCGCGAGGUGGCCGCCGGCACGCCCGCCGCCGACCGCAAGGGCCUGUCGCUCGACGAGAUCAUCGGCGACCUGUUCGUCAUCAACUUCGCCGGCCACGACACGACGGCCAACACGCUCGCCUUCGCCCUGCUGCUGCUCGUCGCACACCCCGAGAUCCAGACGUGGGUCGCCGAGGAGCUCACCGCCGUGCUUGGCGACUCGCCGGCCGCCGAAGGGCAGUGGGACUACAAGACCGUGUACCCGCGGCUGAAGCGGUGCCGGGCCGUGCUGCUCGAGACGCUGCGGCUGUUCCCGCCCGUCAUCGCCAUCCCCAAGUGGACGCCGGGCGCACCGCACACGCGCCUGCGCGUGCGCGACCAGACCCUGAUCAUCCCCGCCGGCACGCUCGUGCAGCCGCAGAUCGUGGCCCUGCAGAGACACCCAGCCUUCUGGCCCGACCCGGACGCGUGGCUGCCCGGGCGCUGGAUCGUGAGCUCGCCAGAAACUGGUGGCGAACAGCUCUACGAGCCGUCCCGCCUCAUCUACCUGCCCUGGUCCCACGGCCCCAUGAACUGCUCCGGCAAGAAGCUGUCCGAGGUCGAGUUCGUCGCCGUGCUGGCCUGUCUGCUGCACCGCCACCGCCUCGGCGCCGUCAAGCUGCGCCCUGCCGAGAGUGAUAGAGAGGUGCGCAAGCGCGUGCUGGCGGUUGCCAAUGACGUGGAUAUGCCCAUGCUCAUCAAAAUGCGCGAUGCCGACCGCGUGCGCGUCGUCUGCACCGAGGCUUGA
Molecule: messenger RNA, 1695 nt
Organism: Lasiosphaeria miniovina
Lineage: Eukaryota; Fungi; Ascomycota; Sordariomycetes; Sordariales; Lasiosphaeriaceae
Product: cytochrome P450
Exons: 2
Coding region: 1-1695 (564 amino acids)
Molecular function (GO): monooxygenase activity; oxidoreductase activity, acting on paired donors, with incorporation or reduction of molecular oxygen; iron ion binding
Source: RefSeq, a predicted model, not a curated record